GCACCAAGCGCGGUCCUUCGCCAGCUGCUGCGCUGGAGGCAGGGAGGCAACCCACUGAGCCGAAGCGCCCCAAGAAGAGAACCGGCCUCCUCAACAGGGCGCUCUCCGCGGCUGGGUAUAGCUGGGCCGACUACAAGUGCGGCCGAUGCGAACGGUCGGCCUGUGAAGACAGCGGUACCUCGAGAAGGUGCGCCGCCACCCCCGGUGGUAGCGCCACCUCCGAUGCCGCCCAUGCCACUCCCGCCCAUCCCCUUCUUUCUACCGCCACCGAUGCCGGCACCGCUGGCGCCUCCUCCGCCGUUCAUGCCGCCGCAAUUCGCGGCGAUACCGGCGGCUCCGCCAGCCAGCGCCGAGCAGCUUCUCGGUAUGAUGGCCGAGCUGAUAGCACUUUGGCGGCAGCAACCCCAGCAGCCGCCCGCUCAUCAGGGCGGCCAGCACCCGUGAAGCACACGCUCGUACAUCGGCCCGCGGACUUCUCACAUCCGCGGCCCCGAUUGUUUGACAUGGCCCUUUUCGACACCACCAUGCUCAGACAUCUUCAUUCUCUUCACUACUUCCUUUCUCGUUCCCUUCCCAGAGCUCGCUCACUGGGGGGGGAGUACUUGUGGCGUCGCCCUGUACGCUGCAAGUGCAACGAAACCACCGUUCCUCUGAACAACUCGAGUCACCACACACGGGCAACCGUGCUUGGCUUCUCACAGAUGGAACUCGGUGGAGACUUGGCUAAGUCUGGGCAACCUAAUUUUUGCUGGGCUAUGUCGGUUCAGUUGUACCGGCAUAAUCUGUUUUAUACGCUACGUGCACCUAACUAUUUGGAGUCAGAUCGAGAGAUCGUGGUGGACUCCCGGGCUACCCAGCCCGAGUUCCCACAUUAA
This is a messenger RNA of Ilex paraguariensis (yerba mate), 875 nucleotides long. NCBI's taxonomy places the organism in Eukaryota, Viridiplantae, Streptophyta, Magnoliopsida, Aquifoliales, Aquifoliaceae. The record is from the annotation of a GenBank genome assembly.